Baudoinia panamericana UAMH 10762 is the source of this 1512-nucleotide messenger RNA. RefSeq lists its product as uncharacterized. The transcript has a single exon. The record is from RefSeq and is a predicted model, not a curated record. The coding region runs from base 378 to 1268 and encodes 296 amino acids. Lineage: Eukaryota; Fungi; Ascomycota; Dothideomycetes; Mycosphaerellales; Teratosphaeriaceae.
ACUCUUCUCCUUCCCUUGCACAUCCACGCCCACCUCCGUCACAACACCCUCUCCUCCUCCCUCCGCACCACCCAACUCAUACCUCGUCGUUGUCACUGCUUCUUGUGCCAAGUCGACGUGCCGCUGCGCCUCCCUCAUCCCUUGCAGCAACACAUUCGACUCGCCACUCAUAGAGGCGCUUGCACGUUUCCUCCGUCAGCCAAGGAGCACUCAUUACCCUCACGUUACUCUGCGCGGUGGAAGAACAACCCCGGGCGCCCAUACGUGAUCUCGCAGUCCGCAACAUCCUUCGGAGUUACGCUACCGCUGCUUCACCGCUGCGGUUCGCUGCGUUUGUCAGUCCGCCUGCAGUACGACCACCGCCUGGCACAGCAGCAAUGCGUCGCCAAACACCCAUUGCUCACGUCCUCUACGCCUACCUCUUCCCACACCCGACUCAAAACGACCCACCAUCCUUCUCAGCCCACCUGGCCCGUAACCUGGUGCCAGAAGUCCGAAUCGAAGUAGCCACCUUCUACGGCGACCUCAACAGUGUCGAAGCUCGCUAUCCAGGACUGAACUACUGCCACUCGCCUCACCGCAUGCGACUAAGCCGCUUUAAGCACCAUAAACGCUUGUUCGAUGCCUUCGAUAAACUUGGCCUUACUUACAAUGAGAUUCAGGAGUUUUGCUGCUGGGAAGGGACCAAGUGGGCGAGAGAGCGGUAUGAGAAGGACGAGGGUACGAUAGUGAAGGAUACUACAGGCGACGAGAUCGGGCCAUACGUCGACCGGAGAGAGCUGAGGGCCGCAGAGCGUGAGUUGAGGAGGAAGAGUAUCACAAGGCAGACAGAGAUUGAAGUUAUCGUGGAAGAGGCAGAUGGCGCUCUGAGCAGUCAUCCGGCUGAGGCGGACGACGAAGAAGAUGAGGAGAUGAGCGACGCAGACGACGGUGCUGACGUCGAAGGUGCAGACAGCGAGACUGUGCAUGAGCCGCCUGUCGAAGCUGCGGCACGAGAGGAACACGUUGCAGAGCUCAACCGACGCCGCGAUCAAGCCAUCACACAACGUAUCAUCAGCGCCUGGCAAGACGGCCUGUCCUUACCACCCGAAAUCGAGCAGUAUCUCAAAGAGCAGCAAGAGCGCGGUCACGAUCUUCGCUCGACGGUCAACCUGCGUGAUUUGAUGAAUCAGUCCAACGCCAGGCAUGGCUAUGCUCUGCUGCCCGCACCAGGAAAUGCACCUGCCGCCGCCUCUGCUGCUGCUGUCGGCACCAGAGCGGCCGCUUAGCGCGUUGACUCAGCUCAUUUUGCCUCGCCGGACAAUAAUUGUAUUUCUGCGACCACUCAGAUCGGUGCUCUUCGGUCCAACCCAAGCAUGGAAGCGAAUAUCAUCUCUCAAGACCAUCAGCAAGCGUACAAAAGAUCGAGUAGCAUUUACGGGUUCUUUCGGCUGAUGUUGUACGGAUUAGCAUGGAGUAAAGGUCAAUCGGAGUGCGCUGAUAACCAGUACCUAUCAUUCAUCUAUUCAGCGA